AUGGCUCCAACAUGGCGUUCGGUUUCGCGAGCUUUGAGUCGGCAAACUACUGAAAUCCUGCAAGAGCAAUCAUUAGGGAUGGUCCCACCCGGGUGUGGUCCUUACGAAUCACAAAGGAUAUUCUCGAAUUCCCUCACACCAAGCUGCCACGCCAGUGUUGCGGAAGCCGCGAAGGAUCCGCCACCUGCUAGCAGGGAUGAGAGUUCUAAUCGAUCCAAGAACCCUCCCAUAUCAGCAGAAUUACCACCGCAUUUCCUUGUGAUGGAUCAGGGUGUCUUACUAAGGCCCGGGCCGAGGAGCACUGCUCGUGAGGCGGUGGAGAGGUAUGGUCUAUAUGACAGGCGCUAUCGCCCGUUAGAGAGGUAUGGCCGACAAGAUGAGCCCCGCAGGAACGCGCCGGUCCUAUCGGCGCGAGCUACUUCGACAACAUGCAACGUCUCGACUCAUCAAGACUCCCCGUGGCGGAUUCCUCAUCAGCAUCCACCAGCGAUGGCGGCGGGACAUAGCAAUACCAUCCCUCCUGUGCCGGAGCUAGGAGCGUUGGGACAGAAGCCUUCUGAAGGCCAGCGCCGGGACGAUGAUGACGAGGCACUUGCUGCUCGCCUGAUCGCCAAGAGGCUUCUUCCUUCCCCGUCUGCCGCUUUCACAGGAGCGUUACAAGUCAUCAUCCAUCGAGCACGCCUUCUUGCAGCCUCAGGACCUCCCUUACACUCCCUCGGGCCCUCUCCAGUUUCGGCCUCUGCUCUCCCCUGCUCUUCAAACGUCACGGCAACUGCUCCUCUCUCCUCUUCAUCCCAGCUGCCUGUGCCUGACACGGCUUCUUUUGACUCCCUAUCCCUUCCAGCGGCAAGCACCAGCCAUGUGGACCUUUCUACCCAGGGUCUUCCUGUUGGGUCGUCCAGCUAUCUGAAACGUCUACCUGGAAGCCUUCCAUUGCAAUCUUCCAGCGACACAGGCUUCCUAACCAAGAAUUUCUCACUGAAGUCCUCUGGUUAUGUGGUCCUGUCUACCAGGAACCAUCCUUCGCAAUUCUCCAGUCACAUGGAUCCCUUUACCAGGAAUCUUCCUCGAUCCCAUACAGGCCUUCAAACAAGGAAUCAUAUAUUGCAAUCAACCAGUGAAGCUGACAAGUUUAUGGGGAAUGCUCCUGCUCAAUCCGGCCACAGGGGCCUGUUUUGGGGGAAUGUACAAUUGUCGACUACUGGGAGUCUCCCCGUGCAGCCGUCCAGUCACCUGGUGUCAUCAGGCAUCUCUGGCUCCAUCCCACCCAUCCACGUGACGCCAUCCAACCAUGUGGAUCCAGCUCGCACCUGUUUUUCUCCGGAGGAUGAACUCCAAAAGCUACUGGCAGCAGGACCCACAUUGCCAUCCACGCUUGAGGGCAAGGAGUGUGGGAGGACGCUCACCCUGCCUCAGUGUUUGGGUCAACACAUGUCUGGCCGCAUGAGAGAGGAGAGGCUGAAAGUAACGCAAAAGAGGAAUGCGGAGGCGGCCGCAGCAAGCUUAUGUGAGCUGCAGAUAGCAUCCUUGCCGUCAGAAAGUUCCAUCAUGGCUGAAUGUGCUGAGGAGAUGCUCACCCUGAAACAGGCAAAAAAUGCUGUCCCAGCAGCAAAACCACCUGAGGUUCCAGUGAAGGAAGAUCAUCUCCAGCAGCCGUUUCAUGAAGCAGGUAGUCAAUCUCAGCAGCAGCUGCUGUUGGACCAGCAGCUGCUCCACCAUCGGCUCACCAUGCUGCCAGAUCGUGUCCUGUUGCCUCCCAUGGCAACCUUGGCGUUCCCUCUCCUGCAGCAGGAUGAAAAUGAGCUCCUGCACCUGCAGCAUGGAAGCAAGAUAUGCCUUCCUCCCCUCCGCAGACCGACGCGCACCUCGUCUCACCGCGCUGCACCGCGCCAUUUCAAUGUACUCUCUGGCAGAACCGUUCUUUUUCACGGGACGAACCCGAGCGCUUAUCAGCUCGCGUCUCUCGUUCCGCUGCCGCUAAUCGCCCACGCGGCAGCCGCGUCAGCGAAACUUCAGCGAAAUGCCGCGCUCACGUUGCGUGCCGUCGCUUGCCAAUCAGAGGCGUCACAGGAUGCCCCGUCAGAAUCGUCGCAGGCGAUUGUUUCGCAAAGCAGGCCAGCCUCCUUCACCCUCAAGGCGGCUUCGGCUGCUGUAGCUGCAGCUGUAGCCGCCGCUACAUCCGCGAUUUCCGCAUUCACUGCUCCUGCGGCGCUCGCCGUCGAUUCCGAUGCGCUCUCCCGCUACGAGCAAAUCGCCGGCAAGGCCAUACAGCGCUCCGUCGUUACAAUCACUUCCGCUGCCGCGAAUGGGCCGAUUAAUGUCACAUCGGCUGGGGAAGCCGCCGGAGCUGCCGCUGUCGGGGAGGCCGCUAGUGCCGCUGCAGGCGCCGUGACUGACGCCGCCUCCGCCGCCGCGACUUCCGCUCCGGAAGCCGUGAGCGCCGUUACUGCCGCUGUGUCCGACGCCGUCUCCGCCGCCGCACCUGCCGCCGUGACUGACGCCGCCGCCGCCGCCGUAUCUUCCGCUCCGGAGGCCGUGAGCGCCGUUACUGCCGCCGUGUCCGACGCCGUCGCCGCCGCCGCAUCUGCUGCCGCACCUGCCGCCGUGACUGAAGCCGCGGCGGCCGCCGCCUCUGCCGCCAGCGCCGCCGCCACUUCUGCAGCGGCUGGAGUCGCCGAAAUGUUGACCAGCGCCGUCCCAGCCGCCGCUUCUGCCGCCGCGUUUGACGCCGAAGUGGCCCUCGCUUUCGCGGCCGCAGCGGGAGCGACGGCGCUGCUCGCGGGGGCGUUCUCGUUCCUCACGCGGAAGCAGUACGCGGGAGAUUUGACCCCAGAAGCCGCUUUAGAAAAGGCCCUGGAAGAGGCUGGGGAGGAGUGGGAGGAAGAGGGCGAGGCGGUCAUUCUUCUCGACAUUCGCGACGGCAAGGAGAAAAGCAGAUCGGGUAACCCGACGCUGAAAAGCUCGCCGAAGCGGCUGGUGGCGGUUGCGUAUCGCGAAGACUCUCUGAAGCGGAAAGCGGAGGAGGGCGAGGGGGACGGGGAGGACGACGAUGUGAUUGUAGUGGGUGAUAUUAAGGAGGGGUUCGUCGCAGCGGUUAAGGAGGCUAAAGCCGUCUCGGAUGGAUCGACUAUCAUUGUUAUUGAUAAGGCCGGGGAGGACGCUGUGGAUGUCGCCAAGGAGCUGACGUCAGCGGGCUUCAAGAAUGUCUUCGCCGUGGCUGGAGGAGCUGACGCGUGGCAGGAGGCGGGGCUGCCGUGGAAGAAGCCAUUUCUCCGCCUGCCCACGCCUGUGCUCCCCUCACUCCCCUCGCUCCCCUCGUUGAACCUCGGAAUCAACCUCGAGGAGUCCGUUUCUACAGUGAAAGAGGUCUUCAUCACUGUAGAGAGUGGUGCAUCAACAGCAGCGUCAGCGGCGGCAUCAGCAGCUCCUGCAGCGCUCGGCAUCCUCGCUGCUGCUGGUCUCUCCGUUGCCGUGCUGACAGAGGCCGAGGCAUUACUCACGCUGGUGGCGUCAGUGGCGCUCGUGCAGUUCAUUGCCACCAAGCUGCUCUUUGCCAAGGACAGGGAGCAGACCCUGGCUCAGCUGCGCAAGUACCUGCCCACCGAUGCUGACCUGCCCGCCCUCUCUCCUCCGAAGGAGGCAGUUGCACCCACCACUGUUGCUCCCUCUGCAGCACCCAUAGCUUCAGCUCCUGCUGCUGCUCCUGCUGGGUCUCCUUCUGCUGCUCCUGCUGCUGCACCUGCUGCUGCUCCUGCUGCUGCUCCUGCUGCUGCUCCUCCUGCUGCUCCUGCUGGGUCUCCUUCUGUGGCUGCCGAGCCAGCAGCAGCAGCAUCAUCAGUCCCAUCGCCUAUUCCCUCUCCCUCCCCCGCUGCUGACGCUGCGGCUGUUACUGCUGCUGCCCCUUCAGCCCCUGCUGCUGUCACUCCCCUCGCUGCCGCUGCGGCCCCUGCUGUUGCCGCUCCUGCUGCUCCCCCUGCUGGCCCCGCUGCCCCUCCUGCUGCUGCUGCCCCUGCUCCUCCUGCUCCUGCUGCACCUACUGCAACCAAGGCUGAGUCAGCAAAGGCGGAGGUUAAGUCAGCAGUAUCGGACUUGCCAUACGCCAAUCGUCCUCUCUCCCCUUACACCCUGUAUCCGGACCUCAAGCCCCCCACUUCGCCAUGCCCUUCCCCCCCCACCUCCAAUGCUGCCGCUGUUGCUGAGCCUCCUGCCAAGCCUGCUGCCGAACCGGCUGCCAAGCCACCUGUUGCUGCAGCAGCAGCAGCAGCACCAGCAGCAGCACCAGUUGCACCUGCACCAGUUGCACCUGUUUCAGAUCUGCCCUAUGCCAACAGGCCCCUCUCGCCCUACAGCCUGGUGAGUUAA
Closterium sp. Yama58-4 is the source of this 4362-nucleotide messenger RNA. The record is from the annotation of a GenBank genome assembly. NCBI's taxonomy places the organism in Eukaryota, Viridiplantae, Streptophyta, Zygnematophyceae, Desmidiales, Closteriaceae.